This is a messenger RNA of Paramecium primaurelia, 1212 nucleotides long. The record is from the annotation of a GenBank genome assembly. Lineage: Eukaryota; Ciliophora; Oligohymenophorea; Peniculida; Parameciidae.
AUGAUUAUAGAGAAUACUUUAUAUUGUAAAGAAAUUCAACAUUAAUAAAAACCUAUUAUUGCAGUUUGUUUAAAUAAAGAUUGUUAAGCAGCUUCUGGAUUAUGUAUUAGUUGUUUUCCAAAGCACACAAAUCAUAAUGAUGAUUUAUAAACGAUAGAUGUAAUAAGAUAAAAACUUGAAGAAUAAAUAUAGUAUAUGAAACAAAGCUACUAAUUUUGCGAAGAAAUAAUACAGAUGAUGAAUUUAAUAAAGUUAGAGAUAACUAAGAUUAUACAAUAUAUAUUAAGUACCUAAAGAAUCUCCAACCAUGAGGAUAUUAAUAAAGUAAAAUAGAUUUUAAUUGCUUCUAAAAAUUCUCAAUUAAAUACUUCCAUUGCCAUAAAGACAUAAGCAGAAUUAAAAAAAGCCAAAGAAAUUUUAAACGAUUUAAAAAUAGCAAUGGAAUUUUCGCAAUCAAAUCUAACUGAUGGAGAGUAUCAAGAGUUUUAAGAAUGUUUAAAAUAAGCCAAUUAAGUUUACAUCUAGGGGAAGUAUCAGCAUGCAAAAGAUUUGUUUAGUUAUUGUUUAACCCUUGAUCCAAUUAAUAUUAAUUGUAAAUGGAGAAUAGGUAAGAAUAAUGAUAAUCAUCUUAGGUAUGUGCUUAAAAAUGUCGGGACUUUAUGAAUAAGCCAUUUAAAUUUUUGAUUAGAUUAUUUAAGAUAAUCCAAACUAUGUGGAGGCUAUUUGCCAUAAAGCAGAUACACUAAGACUUCAAGGCAAAUAUGAAGAAGCUUUAUAAUAUUUUGAUAGGACCCUAUCAUUAGAUGAAAAGAAUUUUAUUGCAUUAAGUUAUAAAGGUGAGACUCUAAGAAAAAUGUAAAGAUUUGCUGAAUCUCUGAUAUUUUUUGAAAAGGCUUUAGUAAUAAAUCCCAAGAAUGCUGUAACUCUAUUUGGAAAAGGUAUACUCUAUUAAUUAAAUAUUAGGGGAUUCAUUAAGAUGCUAAAGAAAAUAUGAUGAAUCAUUGAGUGCACUCAAUUAAGGAGAGCUAAUCGACCCUAAGAAUGCAUUGAUCCAAUAUUCUAAAGGUAAUUUAGAAUACUAAUUAUUUAGGUUAUACUUUGAAAGCCAAAGGGUAAAUUUAGUAAGCAAUAGAAUGCUUUUAGAAAUGUAUUGCUAUAAAUCCUUAGUAUAAAAAUUAGUUAGAAAAAGAGAUAGAAUCUUUAAAGAAUUGA